Messenger RNA from Rotaria sordida, 1119 nucleotides. Lineage: Eukaryota; Metazoa; Rotifera; Eurotatoria; Philodinida; Philodinidae. The record is from the annotation of a GenBank genome assembly.
AUGAAACGAGCUUGUGUAUUUGAUUAUGCAUUACAAGAAAAAUUAAAACCAAUGAUGAGUCAAUUAAAACCAUUACCAUCAAUUUAUUAUCCUGAUUUUAUUGCUGCAAAUCAAGAAGAUCGUGCAAAUAAUUUAAUACCAAAAGGAACUAAACAACAAGAUUUAGAACAUAUACGAAAUGAUAUUCGAACAUUUAAAAAAACUCAUAAUUUAGAACAAGUUAUUAUUUUAUGGACAGCAAAUACUGAACGUUAUGUUGAUGUUCGUCCAGGUUUAAAUCAAACAAGUGAUGAAAUUCUUCGAUCAAUUGCUGCAAAUGAAGAUGAAAUAAGUCCAUCAAAUAUAUUUGCUUGUGCUGCUAUAUUAGAAAAUUGUCCUUAUAUCAAUGGUAGUCCACAAAAUACAUUAGUACCUGGUUUAAUUGAACUUGCAACUAAACAUCAGGUUUUUAUUGGUGGUGAUGAUUUUAAAAGUGGACAAACAAAAUUAAAAUCAGUUCUUGCUGAUUUUCUUGUUUCAGCUGGUUUGAAACUUCAAUCAAUUGUUUCAUAUAAUCAUUUAGGGAAUAAUGAUGGAAAAAAUUUAAGUGCACCACAACAAUUUCGUUCAAAAGAAAUUAGUAAAUCAAAUGUUGUUGAUGAUAUGGUUGGAGCUAAUCAUUUACUUUAUAAUAAAAAAAUAAAUGAACAUCCUGAUCAUGUUGUUGUCAUUAAAUAUGUUCCUUUUGUUAAAGAUUCGAAACGUGCUAUGGAUGAAUAUAUAUCAUCAAUAUUUAUGAAUGGUCUUAAUACAAUAGCUAUUCACAAUACAUGUGAAGAUUCACUUUUAGCUUCACCAUUAAUUAUUGAUUUAGUUAUUUUAACUGAAUUAAUGACACGUAUUACAUAUAAAACAAGUGAUAAUGAAGAAUAUCAAUCAUUUGAAGCUGUUUUAUCAAUUUUAUCGUAUCUUCUUAAAGCUCCUAUGGUUCCACCUGGUACACCAGUUAUCAAUGCACUCUUUAAACAACAUCGUUGUAUAACAAAUAUUCUUUCAGCAUGUGCUGGUAUUGCUAUGGAUACAGAUAUGUUAUUAGAACAUAAGACAAGUUUACCUAAACCAAUCAAACUUCAACUUUAA